CGCGGAGGGGCGAGGCCCGGCUGCAGGGGCCGCUCGGCCCAGAAGGAGCCCGCGCCCCGCUCAGCCUUGCAGCCCCGCGCCCUGAGCAUCUCCCGGGAGGAACGGAGACAAAGGAGGAUUCAUGUCCAAAGGGCUGCCAGACACCAGGACGGACGCAGCCAUGUCAGAGCUGGUGCCUGAGCCCAGGCCGAAGCCGGCGGUGCCCAUGAAGCCCGUCAGCAUCAACUCCAACCUGCUGGGCUACAUUGGCAUCGACACCAUCAUCGAACAGAUGCGGAAGAAGACCAUGAAGACCGGGUUCGACUUCAACAUCAUGGUCGUCGGUCAGAGUGGGCUGGGCAAGUCGACGCUGGUCAACACGCUCUUCAAAUCCCAAGUGAGCCGCAAGGCCUCCAGCUGGAACCGGGAGGAGAAGAUCCCCAAGACAGUGGAGAUCAAGGCCAUCGGGCACGUGAUCGAGGAAGGCGGAGUCAAAAUGAAGCUGACCGUCAUCGACACCCCGGGCUUCGGAGACCAGAUCAAUAACGAAAACUGCUGGGAGCCCAUCGAGAAGUACAUCAACGAGCAGUACGAGAAGUUCCUCAAGGAGGAGGUGAACAUCGCCAGGAAAAAACGCAUCCCUGACACCCGUGUCCACUGCUGCCUCUACUUCAUCUCCCCCACGGGACACUCCCUGCGACCUCUCGACCUGGAGUUCAUGAAGCACCUCAGCAAAGUCGUGAACAUCGUCCCCGUCAUCGCUAAGGCUGACACCAUGACCCUGGAGGAGAAGUCCGAAUUCAAGCAAAGGGUUCGCAAGGAGCUGGAAGUGAAUGGCAUCGAAUUCUACCCCCAGAAGGAAUUUGAUGAGGAUUUGGAGGACAAGACGGAGAAUGACAAAAUCCGGCAGGAGAGCAUGCCCUUUGCCGUGGUGGGGAGCGACAAGGAGUACCAAGUGAACGGCAAGCGGGUCCUCGGCCGAAAAACUCCCUGGGGGAUCAUUGAAGUGGAAAACCUCAACCACUGUGAGUUUGCCCUUCUCCGAGACUUCGUCAUCAGGACCCACCUCCAGGACCUCAAGGAAGUGACACACAACAUCCACUACGAGACCUACCGGGCCAAGCGGCUCAAUGACAACGGAGGCCUCCCCCCGGGAGAAGGCCUCCUGGGCUCUGUCCUUCCACCUGUGCCAGCCACCCCCUGCCCCACUGCUGAAUGAAGGCCAUUUCAAGCGCUGCUUCUCCCUCCAUUCCUCCCAGCUGUUAUUGCUGCAGGGCCAUGGCCCUUUAAGGGCCCACCUCCGCAGCCCGUCUGGGCCCUCAGCAGGUGGGAGGGGCCAGUUGCUUUAGGACAGCCGCCUUCUCCAUGUCUCCCAACACUCCUCUCCUCCCAGUGGAAUGGAGUUCUCGCCAGCACUGCCCUCCUCCAUCGUCUGUGUCAGCUGGUCCCAGCCUGUCUGUAGGGCGAAAGAACUCAUCAAGAGCUCCUUCUGCCCUUGCAAACCCAUGCCCGCUACUCGUACCCAUCUCCAAGGGAAAUGGCACUGCUCCCUGUCCAUCUGCAUGAGCUACUUUUGGCUUUCUUUAAAAGGUCAAGGAAGCCACUUUUCUGCUUGUCAGAUUCGUUGACAUCAGCUGUGUGAGCCCAGAUGUGGGACAAGGGUGUCUCCUUCGUUGCUUAAAGCUUAGUUGUGAGGAUGGGUGACUCCAGAUGUAGGGAAGCAAGGGCUAGGGUCUCUCCUUUAAAACCACCGCUUUGGGCUGGCCCAGAGUGUGGACACGCCCUCUCUCUCCCAACAAUACAGCCUCUCAGGAAGAGUGGUUUCCCCGAAGAGACAUUUCUGGAGUUGACUUCUUUAUCUCCAAUCUUUAAAAAAGGCACUAAACACAGAUACAAAACUCCAGAGACCCAUGAGAUGUGAACGCUAGGAAGAAAAAAAAAGCACCCAUCUGUCUACUCAGCAAUAAGAGGGAUCUCUUCCCACCCACCCUGACUAUCCCCACCCCCACCCCACUCCACCCUGUUAAUGUGAGGAAUGAGUACGCCUGGCCGUAGCUGGUCGCCUGUAGGCUAGUGGAAAAUACCCAACGGAGGGCAGAGGCCCUCAUCAGAUGCAUGAAUGUUUGCGAAUGUCGGCUGCCACUGCCCCACACACCGUGUCUAGAGAACCCCCUGCCCCCCCUGCCCAUCUCCGCCCGGACACAACUUGCUCAAAGGCUGGUGACUUGCGGGCCAUGCGUCUACGAUCAAGUCCUGAUGGAGCAAGAGGCCCAAGCCUAGGGGAUGCAAGAACAACCCAUUUCUUAAAUAUUGUCAGUCCCAGCCAACCUUUUGGUGACAUUAUGGUUUAAUUUCCCAACUGAAAACAAGCCAAUGACACUCAAACCGGUUGUGUAAAUGUCGCUAGACUUUAUGUGUUGUACAACUAAACAUUGCUGU
Molecule: messenger RNA, 2418 nt
Organism: Phyllostomus hastatus (greater spear-nosed bat)
Lineage: Eukaryota; Metazoa; Chordata; Mammalia; Chiroptera; Phyllostomidae
Gene: SEPTIN3
Product: septin 3
Exons: 11
Coding region: 122-1198 (358 amino acids)
Biological process (GO): cytoskeleton-dependent cytokinesis
Cellular component (GO): septin complex; presynaptic cytoskeleton; neuron projection
Molecular function (GO): molecular adaptor activity; GTP binding; GTPase activity
Source: RefSeq, a predicted model, not a curated record